Molecule: messenger RNA, 790 nt
Organism: Mollisia scopiformis
Lineage: Eukaryota; Fungi; Ascomycota; Leotiomycetes; Helotiales; Mollisiaceae
Exons: 1
Coding region: 307-726 (139 amino acids)
Source: RefSeq, a predicted model, not a curated record
GGUGAGGUGAGGGAGAAAAGUGGUCAGCGCAGAAACAGAAGGAGGGAGAAAGCGGUUGGAGAUGUCGACAAGAGUGGUGAUGGAUACAGCUUUGGACGAGAGUCUGGACGAAAGUCAAACAGACAAGCCUCAGUCACGAGAACCCUCGCUCUCCAAUCUUGAUGGCGGUCACGAGUUCGCAAUGAAGAGGAUGAACUGCGAUGGGCAGAGGAAAUCAGUAAGUCGUCCUCUCAUUCGAGGCUGUAGUAAUUAAUGAUGGGAAACCCAGAGAAGAAUUAAUGAGUCGAUUUCACAGUGGAUAGGUAUAUGCAUACUCGCGGGGUUUCUUUGGUGGUCGCUGAGAACGUGAACGUGAAACUUCCACCUCCCAUUGACGAGUUGAAAGACCCGUCAAUGGAAGGGGCGCUCAAUAUCAAAGAAGAAAUCGCCCAAGUAGUCUUACCUUUCCUGUACUUUCCAUUUCAUCUGUCAUCCAUUAUAGUUAUCAGACAGACCUUUCUUGGUCACCGCCUGCUCCGACUCACAAUGAUGUCAACUACAGACAAUGUCGUGCUGCUGAAGUCUCCAACGUCAAGGCUCAAAGUCCAAGUCCUUCUUCGUUCAUUCGCACAUUUUCACCGUCUCUACUUUUGCAUUACGUUACAAUUCUCCGUCACCUCUCUCAUCAUGCGUUCUCGAUCGAUUUGCUCCCCUACCACCAAUACGCGUCUACUUGGCAAUCUUUAACUUGACCAUCAGAUUCACAAACAAAUCAAGUCCCAAGAUUCUGCAGUUGCUUUUGGAGAAUCAC